GAUGCAAUUCAGCAAAUUAUUUAAUUACCGUCCACUUCUACAAAAUGCACGUAAAAGUUUUGCAACUUCAUCUUCCCGUCAACAGGAAAUUCGUCGUGUUACUUUAAUUCCAGGGGAUGGAAUUGGGCCAGAAAUUUCUGCUGCUGUUCAACAAAUUUUUGCUGCAGCUAAAACUCCAAUUGAAUGGGAUCCAGUUGAUGUAACUCCUGUACGUGGCAAAGACGGAGUUUAUUCAAUUCCAUCUAAAUGCAUCGAAUUAAUGCAUGUAAACAAAGUUGGAUUAAAAGGUCCUUUAGAAACUCCAAUUGGAAAAGGGCAUCGAUCUUUGAAUUUGGCUGUUCGACGUGAAUUCAAUUUAUUUGCAAAUGUACGUCCAUGUCGUUCUUUGCAAGGUCAUAAAACUUUGUAUGAUAAUGUUGAUGUUGUUACAAUUCGAGAAAAUACUGAAGGAGAAUAUUCUGGAAUAGAACACGAGAUAAUUCCUGGUUCUAUUAUUCAAUGCAUUAAAUUAAUAACAGAAGAAGCUUCUCGCCGAAUUGCUCGUUUUUCUUUUGAAUAUGCUCGAAAUAAUGGACGAAAAUUGGUUACUGCUGUGCAUAAAGCUAAUAUUAUGAGGUUUUCUUCUUUGAAUUUUUAA
This is a messenger RNA of Meloidogyne enterolobii, 637 nucleotides long. The record is from the annotation of a GenBank genome assembly. Lineage: Eukaryota; Metazoa; Nematoda; Chromadorea; Rhabditida; Meloidogynidae.